Epithele typhae is the source of this 1200-nucleotide messenger RNA. RefSeq names its product cytochrome P450. The record is from RefSeq and is a predicted model, not a curated record. The transcript has 8 exons. Gene Ontology annotation, molecular function: iron ion binding; oxidoreductase activity, acting on paired donors, with incorporation or reduction of molecular oxygen; monooxygenase activity. NCBI's taxonomy places the organism in Eukaryota, Fungi, Basidiomycota, Agaricomycetes, Polyporales, Epitheliaceae. The coding region runs from base 1 to 1200 and encodes 399 amino acids.
AUGCCAAGACUAGACCAUUCGCUCUCCAUACUCCCGUUUGUUGUCAUCGGAGUGUUAUGGCUGCUCAGAUCGCGCAACUCAAAGCGCAAACCCCUUCCUCCCGGACCUCGGCCUCUACCAUUCAUUGGAAAUUUUCUUGACGUACCCCACAAGAAUAGGCCAGCCGUGUAUCGCGACCUGAACGACAAAUACGGGGAUGUGGUCUACCUCGAUGUCCUUGGACAACCUACCGUCAUCCUGGGCUCGCAUGCCGCUGCCGUGGACCUUCUGGAGAAGCGCUCGUCAAUCUACUCGACCAGACGGGUCCCACCUAUGGCCGAAAUUUCCGGCUUCGACUGGUUCUUCGUCAUGAGCCCGUACGGCGACCGGUGGAGGCGCACCCGCCGCGCCUUCCACGAGUUCAUGCACGCCCACGCCGUCCCGCGUCACCACCACGUCAUGGACGCCGAAGUCCGCAAGUACCUCCUUUGCCUUCUAGACGACCCGGCCCGUUACCGCGACCACACCACGCAGCUGUUCAGCGCCGUCGUGCUGCGCGUCACGUACGGGCUGGACGUGCACGCACCGGGAGGGGCGGAGUACGUCCAGACCGUCGCGGACGCGCAGAAGGCUAUCGGGGAGGCGUUCCGGUUCGGCAAGUACCCGCUCGCGCAGGUUCCGCUCCUCCGGCACCUGCCGGGGUGGGUGCCCGGGAUGGGCUUCAAGCACGAGUGCGAGGGAUGGAGGAGUGCUGCGAGGAGGACGCUCGAGGUCCCGUGGGAAGCCGCACAGAAGGCUGCGCGUGGAGGGAACACUGGACCUUCGAUGGCGUCGUUCUUGAUGGAGCGGGAGGAACAGUGCGGAGGAGAGGAGGUAGCGAAAGCCGUGGCGGCUUCUGUUUAUGCGGGGGGUUCGGAAACUUCGACUGCGACGCUCGACGUGUUUUACUUGGCUAUGGCGAGCCAUCCAGAGGCGCAGGUCCGCGCGCAAAGGGAGCUCGAAGCGGUCGUCGGAUCGGAUCGCCUCCCGACCGCGAGCGACAGGCACAACCUGCCGUACGUGACCGCCGUGAUGAAGGAGGUCAUGCGCUGGAAACCCGUGGUGCCGCUGGGCGUCGCCCAUCGCUCGGUGGAAGAAGACGAGUACAUGGGGUACCACAUCCCCAAAGGAACGGGCGUAAUCAUCUACGUUUUAGAGGUUUUAGUGAAGUUAGAUGUUUAG